UUUUUUUUGUAGGUUAUGUUUUUUAUUAACUAAUUUUCAAUUUUUGCCUCAAAAGCGAUAAUUUUAACAAAUUUUAAGCGCUGCAUUCACAAUUUUUUCCCUUUAUAGUUAUAGGCCGUCGACCCUCGGAUGGUAAAGGCUAUGGAAGUGCCGAGAUGCCCGUGACCGGUAUCCUGGGGGACCUUUACCGAGGAAUCACAGUUAUGCACAUAAAUUCCCGACUAAUGUCUCACCAGUGUUUGGAACUCUAUCAAUCAGAAACGAUUGAAUGUUCGUACCCUCGGGCCAGCCAAGCCUUGGUGGCUUACAUCCCUCACCAUUGGAACGAAAAAAAGCUGCUUAAACUGCGCCUGAAUUUUUUGUCCCUUUAUUUAUUGGCCUGUUUUAUCAUCUUAUCCUAUGCUAUUUCAAGAUGUUACAGGCUACCACCGUUGGACACCUCAAUCCUAUUGCUGGCCGUAAGUAUUGGCCAAGGAGUCCCGCACAACAAAAUUCGUUCUUACGGAUUGUUUUUCAUGAUGGUCUUACUGAUUUUUACGUUUCUUAAUAUGUUUUGGUCAAGUGCAAUGUCCCGGUACCUAACGGUGCCUUGCUCCGAAAAAAUAACCAAAACAAUUAAAGAAAUGGUUGACGAAGGCGCAUAUCCCAUAGCAACAUUCGAACAUUAUAAGCAUUUGCUAUCACAUGCCCUGGAACAGGACCUUUUUCUUGCCUUAAGUAAACGUUUAGUAAUAGUCCCAGAGAUCCAAGAUCAUGCGAAUAACAUCAGGGAUGCCAGAACGUGUCACAACAAGGGCUACAUCGAGCUGAAAACUUACGCAGUUCACAUGCACCGGGAGGAUUAUCUGAGCGGCAGGAAGUGCUACACCAUCCUACCGGAAGCCUUAAUGCCCGGCUGGAAAAUCUACAGUUUCUCCUUCGGAUCCCCCUUUUUACCGGAAAUGAAUAAAGUUUUAAGCUGGAUGGCCUCGGCUGGACUGGAUGAGUUUUAUUGGAGGGAAUUCCCUUUGGAUAUCGACAAGGAGUUUUACACCGCACGGUUUUACACUUUGGGGUAUCGGUUUGUCGAGGUGGCUUUUUAUAUUUUGUUUGGGGGCUGGGCGGCGGGUGCUCUCGUGUUUAUUUGUGAACAAACCAACGGUAGGUUUGUAAAAAAGUGUGUUUUAUGGUGUUCGUGUUGGUUGUAUGGUUUUGCAGCCAGAAGGUAAAUUGUAAUUUAAGUGUUGUGUUAAGAUAGUGUUCGGAGUUAAGGAGAGUUUGUUGAAAGAGAAGUGAAAUUUUAUUAUAACUUGCCUCAUUUCUCACUGAAUUUCAUGAAAAUUGAAAAAUUUUAUUAUAAAUUUUCUCAUUUACCCAAUA
Molecule: messenger RNA, 1359 nt
Organism: Anthonomus grandis grandis
Lineage: Eukaryota; Metazoa; Arthropoda; Insecta; Coleoptera; Curculionidae
Exons: 2
Coding region: 156-1208 (350 amino acids)
Source: RefSeq, a predicted model, not a curated record